GUUGAGGCCGCGCUGCUACCGGGUCUCCUGCCUUGAAAGCUUUGGCUCGCUGCGGCUGUGGUGGCCUCUAGAAGAGGCGGCGGGGGCGGGGGGAGAGGAGGGCCUGGGCCCGCGCUCCCCCAGCCCCAGAGGAGCAGGGGGCGGCCGCAGAGGGAGAGAUUCGCCCCGGCGGUCGGACAUCCCUGCUGUACCCGCCUGGGAUCAUGACCCAGGCGGGGGUCGCCGCCGCCGCAGCCGCCGCGGCCGAGACUGCGCAGCCCGCGGUAAGAAGAAAGCAUAACUUAUAGACCAUCUUCUGGCAGAAGAUGAUAAAUUUGGAUCAGAAACAGGAAGCGUUGGAAGCUAGGAAUCAAAAGUGAAGAAAUUCUGCAAGCCCUUGGGUGAGAAAGGUUCCUGUCACUGUAACCAUGCCAGAGGUGACAGAGAGUGAGACUCCUACAAAAAAGCAGCACAGAAAGAAAAACCGGGAGACACACAAUGCAGUGGAGAGGCAUAGGAAGAAAAAAAUCAAUGCUGGGAUUAACAGAAUAGGAGAGCUGAUUCCAUGUUCCCCUGCACUGAAGCAGAGCAAGAAUAUGAUCCUGGACCAAGCCUUUAAAUAUAUAACCGAAUUGAAAAGGCAAAAUGAUGAACUCCUGCUUAAUGGAGGAAACAAUGAACAAGCUGAAGAAAUUAAAAAGCUACGUAAACAACUGGAAGAAAUUCAAAAAGAAAAUGGCCGAUAUAUUGAAUUACUAAAAGCAAAUGACAUAUGUUUAUAUGACGAUCCCACAAUCCACUGGAAAGGAAAUCUUAAAAAUGCAAAGGUCUCUGUUGUUAUUCCCAGUGACCAGGUUCAGAAAAACAUUAUUGUUUAUUCCAAUGGGAGUCAGCCUGGUGGAAACGGCCAGGGAGCAGCUGUUCAGGGGAUCACCUUUAAUGUUGGUCAUAAUUUGCAAAAGCAAACUGCCAAUGUGGUGCCAGUACAGAGGACUGGCAAUCUUGUGACUCCUGUGUCUAUUUCUGGAGUUUACCCUUCUGAAAACAAGCCAUGGCAUCAGACUGCAGUUUCUGCAUUGGCUGCCAACCAGCCCGUUCCUCUUUGUCUUCCGGCUACCGUUCCUGCUCAAAAUAUUCUCGAGCUUUCCACCUCCGAAAGCGAAUCAAAUGUUCUUGGUGCCACCACUGGCCCCCUGAUUGCUGUUCCCGUUGGGCCUGAACCUCACCAACAUUGUCCCUUGCACACAAGUCUAAAUGACCAAAAUUCUUCUGAAAAUAAGAAUGGGCAAGAGAACCCCAAAUUAUUGAAGAAAAUAGUCCCUUGUACCACAAGUAUCCCCUCCAGCUCCUCAGCAGCUGCCACUAAAGUGAACCAUGGAGGCAAGACCUGCCCGAGUAUACUGGAUUUCAGAAGUGAUUUUCAAACCACCUUUGUAGUUUCAGUUACCACCACAGUCUGUUCCCAGCCUCCUAGAUCUGCAAGUGAUUCCUGUCCAAUGAGCAUUAGCAAGGGUGCAGACUCAGCAAGUGUCAGCACAGCAGUGGCCCCGCCUGCCCCUGGAGGAGGGAAGACCACCACUCCUGUAAGCACUCUUUCUGCAAACCCUUUGGAUAAUGGCUGGGCUCGCUCUUGUUCUUUGCCUUCUUCAGCUGUUAGUGCUUCAGAUAUGAAAAACAUUAAUAGCCUUACUCGAAUUUCCUCAGCUGGAAAUACUCAGACAACGUGGACUACUUUGCAACUGGCAGGAAACACUAUUCAGCCCUUAAGCCAGACACCAUCUUCUGCUGUGACUCCAGUAUUAAAUGAGUCUGGUACUAGCCCCACCACAACGAACCACAGUAGACACAGAUCUACCGGGGUCAACUUGAAUAAUUCCUUUCCAGCAGAUGGGCAGCCAGUUGAGCAAGUAAUUGUAACCUUGCCUUCUUGUCCAUCCUUACCUAUGCAGCCACUAAUUGCCCAGCCACAAGUUAAAUCUCAGCCCCCCCAAAAUAUCCUUCCAUUGAAUUCAGCAAUGCAAGUGAUUCAGAUGGCUCAGCCAGUUGGGACAGCUGUUAAUGCAGCUCCAGCUAAUCAAAAUGUUAUCAUUCUUCAGCCUCCCAGCACCACUCCAUGCCCAACAGUGAUGAGGGCAGAGGUUCCCAACCAAACCGUAGGUCAGCAGAUAGUAAUCAUACAGGCAGCUAAUCAAAAUCCUUUGCCCCUCCUCUCAGCUCCAGCUCCCAGUUCUGUUCGGUUUCCUGUCAAUGGAGCCAAUGCUAUAAUAGGGUCUAAUUCAGUACAAAAUGUUUCGACUCCACAGACUUUUGGGGGAAAGCAUCUUGUCCACAUAUUACCAAGACCUUCAUCAUUAUCAACAUCUAAUUCAACACAAACUUUUUCUGUUACCAUGUCAAACCAACAACAGCCUCAAACCAUUUCUUUAAAUGGACAGCUCUUUGCUUUGCAGCCUGUGAUGUCUUCAUCAGGAACUACAAACCAAAACCCUAUGCAAAUUAUUCAGCCUACCACCAGCGAAGAUCCAAAUACCAAUGUUGCCCUGAAUACGUUUGGCGCUUUGGCCAGCCUCAAUCAAAGCAUAUCACAGAUGGCUGGGCAAAGCUGUGUACAAUUGUCUAUUAGCCAGCCUGCCAACCCUCAAACUGCUGCAAAUAGUCAAACCACCCCAGCUAACUCUGUUUCAUUAACAGCAACUGUAGCAUCUCCCAUGACAACAGAUAGUUCAGCCACACUACCCAGUAUUUAUAAUUUAGUGACUACUCCCUCAGUGAACACUGUAGCGUGUUUGUCUAAUGUGAAAUCAAAAAGGUUGAAUAAGAAGCCAGGUGUCAAGAAACACUUAGCAGCUAACAAGUCAGCAUGCCCCCUGAAUUCAGUCAGAGAUGUGAGCAAAGCAGACGGCCCCAGCACCGAAGGCUCAGCAGAGCCACCGUGUAAUGCUGGACUGCUGGAAAGCCCCCCUCUUGUGUUGCCAUCUGUCGCUGUGUCCCAGGCAAAGAGUACUGUAAGUCUUUCUGGUUCACAUCCUUUGGAUGUUCUGAAUUCAGAAUCAGUGACAACUGAGUCUUUACCCAAAUCUAAGUCAGCAGAAGAGUUUAAUUCAUCCUCCCACGAAUCUGUAACAAGUGAACAUUUAGCAAUGGCCUCAGCAAAAUCCAAAGAUUCUGCCCCCAUAGUGGAACGAGAGACAUCUCAGGAUAAGCUACCGACGAGUUUGGCGUUGUCCGAUGCUGCCAAACCCUGUACUUCAGCCAACAUGUUGAUUUCACCUUCAGAUGAUCCCCACAUUUUGGUUUCUCAGGUUUCUGAUUUGUCAUCUGCCACGAGCACCACAAGUACCGAUUCUGUUUCUGAGGUAGAAAUCAUUGCUGAACCUUGCAGAGUUGAGCAAGAUUCAUCAGAUAGAAUGCAAACCCCAGGUCUCUUAAAGGAGCAAGGUUUAACUGCAUUGCUAUCUGGCCUUGCUAAAGAAAAAGACCCUCAGAAAUCAUCUCUUUCAGACCAGAUGGGCCAUCCUGACUUUUCUUCAGAAAAUUCUAAAAUAGUUGAUUCAAGUAUUGAUUUCCAUCCCAAACAGGAGUUGUUACUGAUGAACAGUGAGGAUAGAGAUCCAGGACAGCAUCAUUCCUGCACCCCUGACCACGAGGGUAUUCACGGUUCUUUGCUCAGCAGUAGGCAGGCUGACUCUCCCAUGUCAACCAGCUCUGGCAGUAGUCGUAGUUUCUCAGUUGCAUCCAUGCUUCCUGAAACAACCAGAGAGGAUGUCACCAGCAAUGUAACAACUAAUACGUGUGACAGCUGUACCUUUGUAGAGCAAACUGAUAUAGUUGCUCUCGCAGCAAGAGCUAUUUUUGACCAGGAGAACCUUCAGAAGGGAAGACCUGGCACCCAGGCUGAUAUAAGGGAAGUUACUUCAAAGCCUUCUGAAGCAUCAUCUUUAGAAGGAGACCAGCCUUUCAAAACACAGAUCUCUAAAGAGAAUGGCCCAGGUCAGGCAGAAUCAACACCAAAUGAAUUUAAUUCUCAGGAUUCAAUCGAAGCAACUAUGGAUAGGCCCCUUGAAAAACCAAGUUGUUCUGUAGGAAUUAAAACGUCAAAUGCCUCUUUGCAGGUUUCGACUUGUCAGCCACCAAACAUCACCAGUUUAAGUGUGAAUAAUCUUAUCCAUCAGAGCAGCAUCAGCCAUCCUCUCGUCAGCUGUGCUGGAUUAACCCAAACUUCAGAGCAAACAGCUGUUCCUGCUUCAGUUAAUCUGACUGUUUCAUCUAGUUCCUAUGGCAAUCAGCCUCCUGGGCCAUCUCUGAUGACUGAAUAUUCCCAAGAACAACUAAAUACUAUGACUGGUACUAUACCAAAUCCACAGAUUCAAGAGCCACUCUUAAAGCCAAGUCAUGAAAGCCGUAAGGACUCUGCUAAACGUGCUGUCCAAGAUGACCUUCUACUGUCUUCAGCUAAACGUCAAAAGCAUUGUCAGCCAGCCUCCCUCAGGCUUGAAGGUAUGUCCCUGAUGAGCCGAACUCCAGACAGCAUUUCUGAUCAAACUCAAAUUAUGGUUAAUCAGAUCCCUCCCAACUCUUCAAACUCAGUUGUGCCUAUUAGCAACUCAGCACAUGCAGAUGGCCUUACACGAUUAUUUCCACCUACUAACAACUUUGUGGCCCCUGCACUGAGGCAAGCUGAAGUUCAGUGCAGUUCUCAGCCUUCAGUUGCUGAGCAGCAGCAAACCCAGGCCAGUCAACAUCUGCAGGCCCUGCAACAGCAUGUUCCAGCUCAAGGGGUAUCUCACCUACACAGUAACCAUCUCUACUUGAAGCAGCAGCAACAGCAGCAAGCAGGGCAGUUAAGAGAGAGGCAUCAUUUAUAUCAACUGCAGCAUCACAUACCUCAUGCAGAGAGCUCUGUCCACUCUCAGCCCCAUAAUGUCCACCAGCAGAGAACUCUGCAACAGGAAGUUCAGAUGCAGAAAAAGAGGAAUCUUGUUCAGGGCACUCAGGCCUCUCAGCUUUCCUUACAACCGAAGCACCAUGGGACUGACCAGUCCCGACCCAAGAGUAGUCAGCCACAUCCCCACCAUCCGCAGAUACAGCAACAGAUGCAGCAACACUUUGGAAGCUCCCAGCCAGAGAAGAGUUGUGAAAACCCUUCAACUAGCCGGAACCACCACAACCAUCCCCAGAACCAUCUCAGUCAAGAUAUUCUGCACCAGCAGCAGGAUGUUGGAAGCAGGCAGCAAGGAUCAGGGGUUUCUUCUGAACAUGUAUCCGGGCAUAAUCCAAUGCAAAGGCUCUUGACAUCAAGAGGCAUGGAACAGCAAAUGGUGUCCCAACCAAGUAUUGUGACUAGACCUUCAGAUAUGACCUGUACUCCACACAGACCAGAGAGAAAUAGAGUUUCAAGUUAUUCUGCUGAGGCACUCAUUGGGAAGACAUCUUCUAACUCAGAGCAGAGAAUGGGUAUAUCGAUUCAGGGUUCUAGAGUUUCAGAUCAGCUUGAAAUGAGAAGUUAUCUUGAUGUACCCAGAAAUAAGGGUUUGGCCAUUCAUAAUAUGCAAGGUCGUGUGGACCACAACGUUGCCUCAGAGAUCCGCCUUUCUGACUGUCAGACGUUUAAACCCGCUGGAUCCAUUCAACAGCCCCAGAGUAAUUUUGAAGUACAGUCUUCAAGAAAUAAUGAAAUAGGUAACUCUGUAUCGUCAAUGAGGAGUAUGCAGUCUCAGGCUUUUCGAAUUAGUCAAAACCCUGGUCCACCACCAAUUGACCGCCAAAAGAGAUUACCUUAUCCACCAGUUCAGAGCAUCCCAACAGGAAAUGCUAUCCCAGCAAGGGACAGUGAAAAUACAUGUCAUCAAAGUUUCAUGCAGAGUUUACUUGCCCCUCAUCUUAGUGAUCAGGUCAUUGGAAGCCAGAGAUCACUCUCAGAACAUCAGAGGAAUACACAGUGUGGUCCAUCCCCUGCUAUUGAAUAUAAUUGUCCCCCAGCUCAUGAAAGUGUCCAUAUUAGAAGAGAGAGUGAAAAUCAGAAUAGGGAAAGUUGUGAUAUGUCCUUAGGUGCAAUUAACACCAGGAACAGCACCUUGAAUAUUCCUUUUUCAAGUUCUUCUUCCUCAGGAGAUAUUCAAGGCCGAAACACAAGUCCCAAUGUUUCUGUACAGAAGUCCAAUCCCAUGAGGAUUACUGACAGUCAUGGGACCAAGGGCCACAUGAACCCUCCAGUCACAACCAACAUGCAUGGGGUUGCAAGGCCAGCUUUGCCACACCCAUCUGUGUCUCAUGGAAAUGCUGAUCAAGGGCCUCCUGUACGUCAAACUAAUUCUUCAGUUCCUCAGCGAUCAAGGCAUCCCUUGCAAGACAGCAGUGGUUCCAAAAUUCGUCAGCCUGAACGGAAUCGUUCUGGAAACCAAAGGCAUAGUAAUGUCUUUGAUCCAAGUCUUCCCCAUCUUCCUCUGUCUGCUAGUGGCAGUAUGAUUCUUGGACGCCAACAACCCACUACAGAAAAGAGAGGAAGUAUUGUUCGUUUCAUGCCUGAUAGCCCACAAGUACCUAAUGAUAAUUCAGUGCCUGAUCAGCAUACACUAUCACAAAAUUUUGGUUUUCCUUUUAUUCCUGAGGGUGGCAUGAAUCCACCAAUAAAUGCUAAUACUUCUUUCAUUCCACAGGUUACUCAGCCUAGUGCCACUCGAACUCCAGCCCUCAUCCCUGUAGAUCCCCAAAAUACUUUACCUUCCUUCUAUCCCCCAUACUCUCCUGCUCACCCUACACUGUCCAACGACAUUUCAAUCCCCUAUUUUUCAAAUCAAAUGUUCUCAAAUCCUAGCACAGAGAAGGUAAACAGUGGAAGUUUAAAUAACCGAUUUGGGUCAAUUUUGUCUCCUCCAAGACCUGUUGGUUUCGCUCAACCAAGUUUUCCUCUUCUCCCUGAUAUGCCACCAAUGCACAUGACCAACUCUCACUUAUCCAAUUUCAAUAUGACAUCUUUGUUUCCAGAAAUAGCUACAGCUCUUCCUGAUGGCUCAGCAAUGUCACCUUUGCUUACAAUCGCAAACUCCUCCGCCUCUGACUCUUCCAAGCAGUCCACAAACAGACCUGCCCACAACAUAAGCCAUAUUUUAGGUCAUGACUGCAGUUCAGCUGUUUAAACACUGAUAGACUAAAAGUAAAUGUAACAGGUGAGAUCACAACUGUAUGUGUGUGCAUGCACAUGUACAUGCAUGUGCAGAGGGAGAUUGCGUGUGUGUAUGCCUUUGUGUUCAGAUUAUGAGACUGACGCGCUGCCUACUGCGCUGAGGGCACCUUCCUUUGUGUUCAUAUAAUCAAUUUCUAAUUAUCUUCUGAAUGUCGGGAAGCCAUGUCAGAGAUGAUGCAAAUACUAGGUUGUCAAAUUAUCUUUCAUUUUUAACUGCAUCAUGUGUUUUUUUAUAUUUUUCAAGCAGAUUUGCAUUUUGAAGUUUGAUUUGUAAUAUUUCCUAAAUAUUAAUCAGCUGCAAGUUGGGUGAGAUAAUCUUGGCAUUUGUUGGGUAGUAGGAAGGAACCUAGGUUUUGAACUUGAUUGUUGAAAGUAUGUAAAAUAGUUGAAAUAGUUGAAUUGUUCUCCAAAAAUACAGAUAAUUCUAUAUAGUACAAUGGCUUAUAACCAAAUGCUGUGUAUGUCAGCAUCUAGAAUGGAAUCUUACCCAUGGCAGGUGUUGAAUUAUUAUAGAAUGAAUGUCCAUGGUUAAAGGCAAGCAGUUAGCAAAUAAAUGAGUUGUUUAAGGUCAGCCAUUAUUCCCAAUAUUCGGUUUAGGUAGAGGCUUCUUUUGUAACUAUAACAGUAAAUUAUCUGAGUUUCAUGUCUUGUUCCUCAAAUUAGAGACCUAUGUUAUCCUUUAAUGUGCCAAGAUCCUUUAAAGCAAAGGUCUUCCUUAAACAGUUAGCCUUAAAAAUAGAAAGCUAAAAAGAAAAGUACACAGAUACCCUGCAUUUUGUGCUUGCAUUUUGCAUCAGACCAUAAGGAUAAGAGCAGUUCUGUUGUGGAGUUUUGCAUGCGUUCAGUCAAAGAUUGUUGUUUCAUCAGUUGUGUUUUGUUUUCAUUAAUUCUGUUUAUUGAUCUUGAAGUAAAUUCUUUUACAUUUGUUUAAUCAGUAGGGAGUGGUCAGUAAACAGUGUGUUUGGAAACAUAAUUAUUUGAGCCUUACUUUAAAAAUAUUUUGCAAGGUCUUAAGCUCUGUCCUAAUUUUCAGUUAUUGAUAUUUAUGUUUAAAAUAUGGCAUUGUAUAUUGCAUUAUUAUCCUUCACAGUAGAAUUAUAAUAAGAUGAAUUUGUUCAGUAUUUUUCCUGAUGGUAGAUGUGAAAUGGUGCUUCAGAAAUUGUCUUUAUAUAUGUCUGUGUGUAUGUGUGAAUGUGUGUGUACACAUAGAUUUUAAAGUAUAAACUGGUCAUUUAAAAAUAGGCCUGCCAUCUGAAAAUGGGAAAUUGAGACCCAAGACCUGCUGAAGUAUAGAAAAACUUGAUGUAGGGGUUUUAAAAAGCCCCACUGAAGUUACUAAUAAACCUAAAAAAAUAUACGUAUAUACUUAAAGUUUUCAAAAUUCAGUAUAGAAGUCAACAACCGUAUAUGCUCGUAUUCUCGAACCCACUAAUUUUUGUUGUUAUAUUCUGCCAAAACUGGGAUGAAGUGGGAGAGAUUGUGGCAGAGCAUAUAAAUUGUUCUGUCUGUUAACAAAGUGAACCCAAGGACCAGCAUUUCCCCCUCUUCCUUAAAAAGCCUCCUAGGACUUGGUUAGAGCAGUGAACUCCAGUGAAUACCUCUUCUAAAGACUCAGCAAAAGGGUCAUCUGUGCCUCUUCAACUGUUCUUAACCAAACUUUCCCAUCUACUCGUGCUGCGGAUAGAAACAGCCUUCUGGGGGCAAAAAAAUAUAUAUUGUAAAUGAGAAAAAACUUUUGUAUUUUCUCCCUUCAAAAUGAUGGUGGCGAGGAAUAGGAGAGCUUCAUGAAUAAGUUAUUCCACAAGACCACAUAUAAAAACACAGUAGUUAGAAGUUUAAAUUGAGAAAAAAUGUGAUAUUUAUUACUUGUUUUUAAAUUAUUUUAAGUGAGCUUUAAACUUUAACAUUCAAGUUUUUCUUGGUACUUGAAAGAUCCAAUCUGCUCGUUUCAAGGACAGUUUUCAGUGUAUUGUUUAUUCUGUCUGCGUCUCACACAACCACACACGCACACGCACACAGUGGCUAGUGAGUUCUGCAGAAUUGGGGGCUCUUAGGUAUAAUCGGAACUAAGGUAAUAAGCUAAGGAGAAACUUAGUUUGAACAUUGCAAUGAAAAGGCCUCAAAGCCUGGAACUUUCAGAUACUUCACUGUUGCAUUGAUUGUAUUUUUCUCUUCAGCUCUGUUCAGAGGUACAGUUCUCAGAGCUUUCAUUCCAAGCCUGUAACACUUUGAUCCUGAAUGAUUCUUUAUCCCUAAAGAAGGCUUCUCUGACCACCCUAGGAAAGAUGUCACCAUCUGCAAGUAAUUUGGCUCCUGCUUACAUGUAGCUCUAAUUAUUUUACAGAAAUGUGUGUGUAUAUAUGUAUGGAUAUAUGUAUGUGUGUGUGUAUAUAUGUAUGUAUCUAUAUAUACACAUACAGUGUGUAUAUGUGUAUAUAUACACAUAUACGUAUAUAUGUGUGUAUAUAUAUAUAUAUAUAUAUAUAUAUAUAUAUAUAUAUAUAUAUAUGAGGUCAUUUUACACAGGAACUCAAGUCUGUAAGGGUUCCGAGCAUAGUAAUUUUAUUUAACUUAAAAGCACAAGUGUAUGAGAUCUACCAGCAGUAUUGAGUACAUGAUAAUUAGAGCUACCUGAUUUUGGGGGUGGAAUUUAUCUUAAUAUGUAGUGAUCUCAGGAUAUCAUUUUUGGCAAAGGAUUGGCAGAGAGCAUAGUCAAUUUUGGUUAUAGUAAAUUUAAUGUUAUCCUUGGCUUGCUAAUAUAUGACUAUAGCAUGUAAAACCAUUUUGACAAAUAAUUUUUUAAUUUUGGAAAUACACAAGCUUAUGUGUGAGUUGUAAAUGAGAGUCACUGAUUCAAUCAAUUUUCUCUUGGUAUUAUUAAUCACAUGGAAUCAGUUACAGAAAGUGGUUGAUUCCUCUAAACAUUUAACACAGUAACUUCUGAUGAGGUGAAAACUUUGAGAUUUUUCAUCACGUAUAAACUUUUAGUGUGUGAAUCAUAGAUAAAACAAAUCAAGUUUUGUGUAAUUUUUUUUAUUUGUACAAACAGGUUGUUUUGGAAUGUUUUUUACCACUUCAGGACAUUUAUUUUUUGUUUUUAUUGUGAGACCCUCUGGUGGUGUCAGAGAUGGUCCCUGUUUCCAAGGAAGGACUGAAAAUUCCAGAGUGAUCAUGCUUCAUACAAUUUUAUAUAUCAAACUGUGGGGAGAGAAAAAUGAGGAAGGAAUGUUCUUUUGCCGCCAUUUUCAGUCACAUAUCAAGGUGUACUUCAACGAGGAUAAACUUUUAAAAUCAGCUUUUUAAAGUAAAAAAUUAUUUAAGCAAAUUUAUUUAAAAUUAUUUUAAUGAUAAUUCACUUGCCUUGCUCUUGCCUUCUAACAUUGGCCAUUUCCUGGAGGGGCUGAAAUGUCUAUCCCUCUCCCCCCAAAAAUGUGGGAACACAUUUAAUGGGAGUAAAGUUUUAAAAAUUUGAGAAAGCGUAAUGACUUACAUAAACUUAUCUUCUUAGCAAUAUCCUUCCUUUGAUACAUAGGUUCCUAGGCUAUUCUUUUCAUCCAUCUGCUCUGUUAAACAGGUGACAGGGAAUCUGGUCAUUUCCUUAGUGUGAUGAUUGCUCCUUUGCCUUGAAACAUUUAUUGGGCACACUAUCUAUUGGGUCAGUGUGUGACCAGAAGUCAUAUUCCCAAAUAGAUGAUUCCCAAUUUCUGGUUUAGGGAACUAAUAAGUCACCCAAUCUCUCAAAACAGAAGUAAGUCAAAAUUGAUUUAAAAUAUUUAAUGUGCCAUAUAGUUCUGUUCCUUGUUUUAAUGAGCAUCCCCCUGCCCUCCAUGGAGUGAGGAAAGGGCAAAGCUGAUCCCGAAAGACAGCUUUAGGUUGCUAUCCUUAGGAACCUGGAUGUCAUUGUAAUUCUGUUGUCUAUGUAAACCCUGCCUUUGCCUGGAGAUAAUUGCCUGUGGCUUUGUACAUCCAGAGGGCAGUAGUAAUAGCCAGAGAAACUAAUGUGAAGUUACUCUGUGAGUGAUGAUUUAUGGUACUUAAAUGCACAUUAAAGGCCAGAAAAUAGUUUCUUGAGAUACCUUUUUGGCUACUCUUUCUCCUUCACCAGAGUUUGACAUAAAGGGGUCCUUUUUUGGACUUAACCAUAUUUUCCCUGUAUUCUGGACUUCCUGUGUGAGCCUGAGAGUUUUCUGUUGAGUCUGUGGGGGACAUCAAGAUUAAAUUGAGGCAGUCCAGAUAUGCCAGGAGGAAGGGUUAAGGGCCUUCUUGGACAGAGUUUCUUUCUAGUUCUGCUCACAUGCCUCUUCUCUGGUACUGCACUUUACUGAAACUGUGCCUCUGGUCCUAAGACCAGCCAUUGGAACAUACUACUCACCUGCUCCUCUGUUACAGCAAAGACCAGCCAGGAUGGUACCUGUCAAGUAAUCAAACACCUGGAAGACAAGUACAGUUGAUGUUUCUCACUGUUGCCUUAUCAUUCUCUGAGCCAUCUUCGAUUCCAAACUUGUAAAAACAACAGCAAACAAACUUACUAGGUAGAAGCAAAACUCCUUUUAAACUCUGCUUGUAUGUGUUGGUCAUCUAACAUCCUUAUUUCUAGAUUUGUGCAAACCACAACAUCCUUAUUUAUAGAUUUGUGUAAUCUUUUUUCGUCUUGUGCAUGUGUUCAGAUGCUACAUAAACACGAGCCAACUUGCAUUGAAAAUAUUGGCAUAAUAUCCAAAUCGGUGUUGUUUUUGAUGAUUGCAUAAUCCUCAUUAGAGAUAUCAUGAGUCGUAGAAGAUAACUGUUUGCAGUUUAACCUUUUGAAAAAUGAUCCUGAAUAUGUAUUUAUUUUGGGGGGUCAGCUGUGUGUUUGGUUUCCAUCAUACUGUGUCACAGGAACUUAAUGUUUACUCCCGCCAGAUGCCCUCUUCACUUUUCUGAAUCUCUGUUCCCCAUCCCCUGAGUCUGAAAACCAUUUUUCAUCUGUGAGGUCAUUGAGGCACUGGACUUGAUUAUGUUGGUAACUUUUAGGGGGAGUCGAACUGUUGAUCUUCCAAGAAGAAAGGGACCAGACAGUGUUGCUUAAAAUGCUGCAAUUGUGUUACUGUGAAGAAAAGAUUUGCUUCCACUUUCAGCAGGCCGUAAUGUAUUCAUUCUGGUGAAAAAUAUGUGGGGAAAUCUGAGACAUAAUCACCUUCACAAACUACAGAUACACUGGGCGGGAAGCUUACUGUUAGGGCAGUCACCAGAAACAACCCUAUAACCGUAAUGCUUUCAAUAUGUAAUAGUUGUAGCUAUUUCCAUGCCAGCAAUGUCCGCUGUGCACUGUGUCCUAUUACUGUAAAUCACCUUGUUUAUUAUUCUAAUGGGAGUUAACUUGUUUUGUAAUGAAAUCCAGAGCAGAUAUGUAUAAUAUGAUCAGGAUUGUCCUACUGUUGUAAAUAAGAAUAAGGUCCUGUUUAUUUUGACAUCUUUUUACAAAUGCAUUGUAUUAGGGUGUGAAUAUUCCGAACCAUGCUCUUGUUUAAAGUUUUGAAAUUUUUAUUGGUAAAUGUAACAUUUUAAUGGUUGUAAUAAUUAUUUGUAUAGAUAUGAAUAUAGUAUUUUAUUUAAGAAAAUAAACUUUGCAUUUUUGCAUUGUGAA
Messenger RNA from Artibeus jamaicensis (Jamaican fruit-eating bat), 12788 nucleotides. RefSeq names its product upstream transcription factor family member 3 (gene USF3). Gene Ontology annotation, molecular function: protein dimerization activity. NCBI's taxonomy places the organism in Eukaryota, Metazoa, Chordata, Mammalia, Chiroptera, Phyllostomidae. Bases 408 to 7115 code for a protein of 2235 amino acids. The transcript has 7 exons. The record is from RefSeq and is a predicted model, not a curated record.